Exaiptasia diaphana is the source of this 3857-nucleotide messenger RNA. RefSeq names its product transient receptor potential cation channel subfamily A member 1. Lineage: Eukaryota; Metazoa; Cnidaria; Anthozoa; Actiniaria; Aiptasiidae. The coding region runs from base 134 to 3565 and encodes 1143 amino acids. Gene Ontology annotation, biological process: monoatomic ion transport; transmembrane transport. Gene Ontology annotation, cellular component: membrane. Gene Ontology annotation, molecular function: protein binding; monoatomic ion channel activity. The transcript is spliced from 30 exons. The record is from RefSeq and is a predicted model, not a curated record.
CCGUCGCAGCAGAAAACGUUCCUUAUGAUAAUUUGAUCAAUUCAUUUUAACUUUGGCUAGAAAUGAACAGCGUUUAUAUCUGAUUUUUGGUGAAAACAAAACUUACAGGUUUCAAGGUCCCUAAGGCUGAAUAAUGUCCGAAAAUGAAGGGUUUAUGAUGUCAAAUUUGGGCCUCAGCAGCGAUGUAGGGAGUGUAUCAUCGAUAUCAAGCAUCAAGAGUCUCAGGGCUCCGUUAAUUAAGAUGAAGUGUAAUAACAAGGUUAAUAGCAAAUGUGAAAUCCAACAAAAAAUUACUGAAUCAGUGGAGAAAAAUCUAUGUCGACGCGUCGGUUUGGGUCAGGCAUGCCGGGAUGGACGGGAGGAUAUUGUGGGAAGGUUAUUGAGAGGCAAAAUGAACACAAUCAAUAACAUUGACGAAGAUGGUAUGGCUGCACUUCAUUACGCAGCAAGAUGCAAUCGCGUCGAGAUUCUUAAAAUGCUGCUCCGAGCUGGCGCAGAUAUUGACGUUAAAGGAUCGUCAAAGAUUCACGCAAUGACCCCCCUGCUUUGUGCUGCAAAGUUCAAUGCUAUCGAAUCAUCCAAAGUACUGAUUCGGGAGGGUGCAAGCGUUAGUGCUAAGAAUUGUUACGGACAAACUGCCCUGCAUCAUGCAGUACGCAGACAAAACAUUAAAAUUGUUGAGCUUCUUCUGACCGAAGGCAAAAUGGACGUCAAUGUUGUUGACAUCGACAAGACAACAGCUCUACACAUUGCUGCACAUGUUGGAGAUGAAAUGUCUACCAAAUUGUUGUUGUUUCAUGGCAUUGAAAUCAAGGCUCAAGAUAACGAUGGUUUCACGGCUUUUCACGUCGCCGCAAGAGAAGGAAAGAAUGAUGUUCUGCGAACUCUUCUCCAAACAGGUACUGAACGUAGACAGGCUGUUUCUAUGCGAACUCUUCUCCAAACAGCUCGAGAUCACAAGAUGGACACAACAAUGCUGCUGGAUAUGCCAGAUAACUAUGGCAACACGUGUUUACAUCUCGCUGUCAAGCACGGUCGAUGUUCGACUACACAAAUCUGCCUUAAUUUUGGAGCAUCACUGUGUGUUUGGGAGUCAUCUUCUCUUCAAACGCCUCUGCAUUUUGCCGCUGUAUCCGGGAACCUGUGUGUCUUGAGAGCACUAUUUGAAGGAAAAGAUUUGGAUCUUCAUGCAGAAGAUGGCGACGGGAUGACUCCAGUUCUAAGAGCGUCACUAGAAGGCAACCGGGAUGUCAUUGAGUACUUGCUUGAUCAGGGCGCCCACGUGAACGCACCACCCAACACAGGGUUCCCGUCGCCUUUGAUGUGUGCAGUUAAAAGAGAUCAGCACAAGACGAUGAAGUUUUUGCUGUCCAAAGGAGCGCAGGUUGAUCAGAUUGAUACACAAUGGCGGAACUGCCUUCAUAUCGCUGCUGCCUGCUCUGACCCCAAAACACUCCGUAUUCUACUGGAGAAAGAUACAAAGCAUCUUGUAGGAAAACGAGAUGCUUAUGGUAAAACACCGCUGCAUUACGCGGCUUUACGAUGCUCCCACGUUGGCAAGAUCAUUCAGCUCUUGACUGAUGCAGGUGGCCUUGUGAUUUCAUGUGAUAAUGAUGAACGCAUACCUUUACAUUACGCGGCAAGAGCUGGCAUUGUGGUUAGCACUCGUUCUUUACUUGAAGUCUCUCCAGAAAGUCUCAACUGCGCUGAUACCCUCUCACAAACUCCUCUUCACGUUGCGGCGGCCAAUGGACAAGCAGAAGUCUGUAGACUUUUACUGGAGAACAAAGCAGAAGUUGAUUACAGAGAUGAUUUGCGUCUGACGCCGUUGUUUCACGCUGUGAUACACGGUUGUCCUCGAACCAUCAGGGUUUUGGUGGACUAUGGAGCAGAUAUUGAUGCUGUCGAAAAAUCCAGGAAAACUCCACUUAUUGUGGCUGCUUUCGAAGGGAAAAUCGAUGCUUUUAAGACAUUAUUGGAGUGCGGCGCGGAUAUAUCAAUCGUAUGUGGCACGGGAUUUAACGUACUGGACGCCGCCCUGGCUCAAGACCAGCUAAAUAUCUGUACAGAGAUUGUUAGGCAUGAACGAUGGCGUGACGUCAUGGGAAAUCUGAAAUUCAAUCAAGUGUCGCCUAUGAAACGAUUGAUUGAAAAGUUUCCAAGUCUUGCAAAGGUCGUGAUGGACAAGUGCAUAACUGAAUCAACUAGUAUAGAAACAGACAAGAACUAUGCGAUAGAGUACGAUUUUCAGUAUUUAUGUCCAAAGCCAGGAGAAGAAAUAGAUUCUGAUGGCAAAAGAUACUUCGGUCCAAAGCUCAUGUUAGAAAAUGAACGGGAAGAUUUAUUGCGUCAUCCUCUGACCAAAUCACUCAUGGCAACUAAAUGGCGAAGUGUUGGCGUAAAUUUCUUCUAUAUUGGUUUUGUGAUCUACUCGAUGUUUGUGGGGUGUCUUUCGCAUUACAUGUAUUGUAUGCACAAAUUUGACAUGAAUAAAGCAACCGGUGUUAUUGUAAAAACACAUUGCAGCAAGGAUUCGAUCUACAUUAGCGAAAUUGUUCUGGUCUCUUUCUCAGCAUUAAACCUUCUAUAUGAAUGCUAUCAGCUCUACACUGAGCGUUCUAAAUACUUUGACCUGACCAAUGUUCUCCAAGUGAGUACCUACGUGUGUGCCAUUAUCGCUGUGUACCCAGUGAACGGAGAUAGGGAAAUAUGUGGCAUGGCAGGAUGGAAUGCAGGCGUUAUUGGUGUUCUAUUAUCCUUUCUUACUAUUCUACAAUACAUCCAAUGUCUACUUAGCGCUGGAAUCUACGUAACCAUGUUGUUCGAAGUCCUCAAGUCUCUCCUUAAGGUGUUGGCGAUGUUUUCUCUUUUGAUAGUUGGUUUUGGACUUGUGUUUGUUUACGUAAUGGACGGAAGUCCUCCUUUUAACAACUACUGGGGAGCGAUGAUCAAGGUUUUUGCUAUGACAAUUGGAGAAAUUGAUUAUUCCACUUACUUUGUGCAAGGGAAUGGUCCCAAACGAUACACACUCGCUUUAGGCGUGUUCCUGGUCUUCUCGCUCUUAAUGCCUAUCGCUCUAAUGAAUCUACUGAUUGGUCUGGCUGUUGGCGAUAUCGACUCUGUGCAAAACCACGCUGAACUUAAAAUGAUGUCAACAGAGAUUGAAGUUGUUUACGAGUUUGAAGAGAAAAUGCCGGUAAUGCUUCGAGAACGAUUGCACAAAAGCAAGCUUGUUGUUCAUCCCAACAAGCAACAUGGAUUGAAGGUGUUAAAGAAAUAUCUAGGACAAAUUGGAACCGUACAAGAGAUAGUUCGUCUGAGGAACGAAUCUGUCGAUAAGGACAACACUCGCAGAGAUUUACUAAUAAACAGGAUUGUCAAUCAAGUGGAUAUCACCGGAGAGAGGAUCAAUGAAAUAACCAAGCAACUUGAAGAUCAUCGCAUUCUUCUYGAGGGUAUCGUGUCUACCCUAACUGUCGACAAAACUGUUGAAUCUCAAACCAGUCAAGAAGAAGAAGACCAAAAGGCUCUACUUGAAAUGAAAUCCAUACUAGGAAGACUUUAAAACAACACUUCUUAAUUCAUCAAACUGUACAUACACUAUGUUGACACGAAGAUCGAUCAUGCAGAAUAAUGAAACAGAAUAGAGCAAUAGUUCCCAAAUGAAAAUAUGUAAGACAUAUAAGUACCUUAUGCGAGAAAAGGAUCGUUCAUUUUCAUUGUCAGAAGUACAUAACCACUUCUGGUUAUGUUCUUUUGUCAUUGUACAAGACAGCGUACACUAAGUUAUUAAUUCAUUAURUUCAAUUUUGUCUUUUGAAUAUUAACUUAGAAUAAUAAAUAAAUUCAACAUAAAA